GAAGUUGUCUCCCAUGGAAAACUUUUAAUAUACAGAAAACAAGAAGAUUACUCAUAGUAAACUUGAUUCAUAAGUAACUCUAAACUUAGAUGACUUCAAAUUGGCAAACACAAUUUACCAUAUGGGAUGUCUGAAUUAGAUGAAGAAAUACAGAGUUUAAAGUCUUUUUAUUGUCAACCGGGGGAAUUUGAGGUCCAAGAAUUUGGAAACAGCAAACAAAUAUUAGUUCAUUUAGAACAUAACCAACCUAGCCAGGAGCCAAUUCUUAUAAAUGUUGACCUCAGGGUACCAGAAAGUUAUCCUGAACGAAUACCAGAUAUAAUAGUAAACAGUUCACAACUGACUCAUGAAGUUCUAACAAUAAUACGUAAAGAUGCUACAGGCUGUGCUGACCAGAAUCUAGGACAAGCUAUGAUUUUUGUCAUUUUGUGUAAUAUUCAGGACAACUUAGAUAAACUGGUUGAUGAAGAAUAUUCUUUAAAGGUACCAGAAGAAGAUGAAACAGGAGAUGUGUGGAAUUGUUUAUUGUUACUUGAUCAUAUGAGAGCUAAAUCUAAAUACAUCAAAACAAUUCACAAGUGGACACAAGAACUUGAUCUUAAAGGGAGACUACUGUUUUGUGGUAAACUUAUCCUUAUAUUACUACAGGGUCAACAUGUAAACAUUAAGGAAUAUUUAAUUAGACAUAGAAGUGUAAAUGUUGAUGUUGAUUCACAUGGAAGGAGUUGUAAAGAGAGAAUGAUGUCUGUUAUAUGUGAAGAGAAGGCUACAGGUAGCAAAAGAUUUCUAGAUUUUACCGUUGUGGAGUAUGAUAUAAAAGAAGACUUAGUGAAGCUAUUUUCUGACUUUGAUAUGUCACUAGUUUAUUGUAAAUACAUAAAAGAUGUUUAUUUAUGAUAAUUUUUAUUCUUAUUUAUAUUGAAUACAUAUUCAGGAACUGCAAAA
Molecule: messenger RNA, 945 nt
Organism: Mytilus californianus (California mussel)
Lineage: Eukaryota; Metazoa; Mollusca; Bivalvia; Mytilida; Mytilidae
Product: RWD domain-containing protein 3-like
Exons: 5
Coding region: 127-897 (256 amino acids)
Biological process (GO): positive regulation of protein sumoylation; positive regulation of hypoxia-inducible factor-1alpha signaling pathway
Molecular function (GO): protein binding
Source: RefSeq, a predicted model, not a curated record